Paramacrobiotus metropolitanus is the source of this 2651-nucleotide messenger RNA. RefSeq names its product MAU2 chromatid cohesion factor homolog. Gene Ontology annotation, biological process: maintenance of mitotic sister chromatid cohesion; mitotic sister chromatid cohesion. The record is from RefSeq and is a predicted model, not a curated record. The transcript has 12 exons. Gene Ontology annotation, molecular function: double-stranded DNA binding; protein binding. Gene Ontology annotation, cellular component: chromatin; SMC loading complex. Lineage: Eukaryota; Metazoa; Tardigrada; Eutardigrada; Parachela; Macrobiotidae. The coding region runs from base 329 to 2107 and encodes 592 amino acids.
UAUUUUUCGAUGAUAUUUUUCAUGUUAUUUAAAAUUUUGACAUUGUCAACGUUGGUCGUUGUCUCGUUGAUAAUUUAAUAUAAAUAAUAAAAGUUUGUUACAGUUUUGUGUUUAAAAUUAUGUUAACGUUCCUUUUCAUGCCAGCGCCGAUAGCAGCGUGAAUUUUGCGGCCAACGAUGUGAGACCUCGCUGCUUAAUUAUUUUUAUGUGGAGUUUGAGUCUGUUUGACGGUUUGUACCAUCGCUGCUUCUUUUAAGUUUUAAGUUAAAACUUUUAACUCCCAGAUCCUGUCAUCUUCAUUUUGUAUCCUCCACGUUCCCUCCGGAAAAUGUCCACCUCCCACUACCCCACCCCCACCCCCGACCCCACCUCCGCCUGGAGCAGCGCCGAGCAGUACGAGAUGUACGUGGCGCUGCUGGGGCUGGCCGAGUCCCUGCGCUCCCAGGGGGAGCCCGCGGGGGCCUACCACUGCCUGGUAGCCAUCCUGGCGCUCAACGUGCCCCACGUGGUGUCGGCGCGCAUCCACUGCGAGAUCGGGAAGCUGCUGCUGCGCCACAGCGACAGCCAGGACGUCGCCAAGUACUACCUGGACAGCGCGGUGAAUAUGGGACUCCACGCGCAGAACGGCAGCGCCCUGGAGGAGGCGCGUCUGGACGCGUCCUCCGCCCUGGCUGAUUACUACGUGGCGCAUGAUGAUGUGGCGCAGGCCCGCGACAUCCUCCACACAGCCAUCGAGCAGUCGCAGCAUUCGCCGUAUUGGCAGUGCCAUUUUAUUUUCCAGCUGGCGAACGUCUUCGUGCAAGGCCAGGACCACACAGUGGCCACUCAGAUCUUGACACUGGGCGAGUCGUUCUCCGCCCGCCAUCAGGCCGACUACCUGACCACGCUCUUCCAGCUGGCCCGCGCGCAUGUGUUCAUCCGCGGCAAACAGUACCAGUCCGCGGUGACGUCGCUGGCGGAUAUUGGCAGCCGGUUGGACGCCGCCACCGCCCAGGUGUCGGUGGGGCUGCGCGAUGAACUGCGCUUCUAUCUGAUCGCCCUGGAGGCGCUGUGUCGCCUCAACAUGGGCCAGGCCAAAUCCGUGCGGCCCUACGUGGCGCCGCUGCAGGCCGCCCUCGACCAGCUGACGCAGAACGCCGCCCAGGCCCCGCCCGCCGACCAUCCCCUGCAGAUGUUCGCACUGGCGCCCCGCUCCAUGUUUCCGGCGCUGCAUUUUGCCAUUUCCGCGCAGUUCUUCGCGCUGGUGGGCUACCAUGACAAACUGGACCGGUUGGUGCACCGCUGCAAAUCCUUCUUCGACGGCCUCGUGGGAACGGAGCACGGUGCACUGCGCGAUGAACUGCGCUGCGUCAUGUACCAGCACGCCAUCCCCACCAGUCUCAGCACCGGCCGCUUCAACCAGGCCCUGGAACAGAUCAGCGACUACAUCACGCUCUGCUGCAAAGAUUCCACGUUGAUGCGUCCGCGGCGCUGCCAGCUGCACACGCUGCUGGGCUUAUGUGCACUGCAGUUCGGCUACAACGAGGUGGCCGAAUCGCAGUUCGGCUACGCUUAUCGGUGGUGCCAGAGUCCGGAAAUGUUGGCACUGCUGACGGCCAACCAGGCGCUGCUGUAUUACAAGCAGCAGCGCUGGCUGGACCUCCUCAACGCCGCGCAACGCUCCCUGCCCGACCAGGCGCCGGAUCAUGUGGGACUGCGCUGUUCGGCCUUCAUCGUCCAGGCGCUCAAGGCCCUCGCCGAGAGCCGUUUCGCGGACGGACAGGUGCUGUUGCAGCGCGCUCUGCAGCUGAGCAACGCGGAGGAUCUCAACCAGAUGAUGGCCAACAGUCUCAUGCUGCUGGCCCGCAACUGCGCCGCCCUGGCGCAGUGGGAUAACGCCUUCAAAGCGGCUAAGGCCGCCGCCGAUCUGGCCGACAAAAUCCCCGCGCCGCAGCUCAGCAUCAACGCCCUCAAACUCAUUUCCGACGUCGCCGGCCAUGUGGGCGACCACGCCAGCCGUUCCACGGCCGUGCAGCAGGCUGCGCGUUUCGGCGAGCGGGAAGCGCAGGAGUUGGCGCUGGUGCAGCGCAAUCCCAAACUCAACACGCUGCAGUGGACCGGUGGAUGAUCGCUGGAUCACAGCACGCUGACAUUUUUCUGCCUGCUUGGAUCUCCAGCUAGUUUGUUUGUUUGUAAACUGUAAAUAUCGUUAUUAUAAAAUCUUUAUACUGUUAUAAGUUAUUGCAUGCUGAAUGCGACUUUUACGUUUAGAUUAUUGUGGCACGUUUGUGUGGUGCAGUUAUUUGUUGAAGAAAGGUUUUCCCUGGGAUGAAUGCAUGUUUCCCCUUUGCGUUGCAUCGCCGGCAGUUGUAAGUUUGUAAUCUUGUUUCUUUUAUGCUUUUUUUGCCUGUUAUUUUUGUGCUCAGCAUGCAGUUGCAUGGAUGUCAACGAGAUUUCGUCUUUUGAUUUUUAAAUGUAAAAUGAAUUUUAAAAAUUUUAAAAUUCAUUUUAAAAUUUCAAAAAAAUCGUGGAAGUCUGUAUCGGUGUAAAAACGAUCUUCAUGGCCAGGUGCAUUUACGUGCAAAAUUUGAAGGAGAUCGGUCCAUAAUGAGACUUUUGGUACACCUGAAUGCAUUUAAACUUUUGGAAGUUUCUUACUGCCAUAACUCCCG